This is a messenger RNA of Adelges cooleyi (spruce gall adelgid), 705 nucleotides long. RefSeq names its product UDP-glucosyltransferase 2-like. The transcript has a single exon. The coding region runs from base 1 to 705 and encodes 234 amino acids. Gene Ontology annotation, molecular function: UDP-glycosyltransferase activity. The record is from RefSeq and is a predicted model, not a curated record. Lineage: Eukaryota; Metazoa; Arthropoda; Insecta; Hemiptera; Adelgidae.
AUGAACGGAUUUUUGCAUUCGCUAACCGACGUCGGUCAUAACGUUACGGUUUUCACCUGGUUUCCCGAAGGCAAACGAGAAAACUACUCAGAAAUCGUUUUAAAGGGACCAGAAUUUGUGAACUUGGAUUUAGUUAAAUUUAAAGAACAGAUAAAACCUCCAAAUAAUUUACUCAGACACGUUAUACGCCGUAACAGACAAGUAUGUGAUAUUAUAUUUUCAAAUCCUAAAAUAGAAGCCAUCAUGAACGCGGAAAAUACCGACGAGUUCGAUGUCAUCGUCACCGAAACCGCAGUUUCAGACUGCAUGUCACAUUUGGUUCGUCGUCUCCGCCUACCUUUAAUUUACCUCUUUCCUUUACCAAUACCGACUUACUUGGAGGCGUCGUUUCUUGGUGAAGAUCCAAACCCUGCGUAUGUGUCAAAUUUAGUCUUGUCAUUCAGCUACCCAAAGACGUUUCAACAACGUUUGCUAAACUUUCUCACCUACAAAUACAUCAAAAUUAUGUUGUGGUAUUUUGAAACGAGAGCCGUGAAGUCCAACCCCAGACCGUACGACUAUAUUGAACCGGUCAAGCCGUCCUUGGUGUUUGCAAACAGCCAUUUCAUCGUCGAACCGGCCAGACCCCUGCCACCCAAUUUCAAAGAAAUCGGCGGCAUUCAUCUUCCUGAACCCAAUGAAAUACCAAAUGUAAGUCAUAAAUAA